Strongylus vulgaris is the source of this 186-nucleotide messenger RNA. The record is from the annotation of a GenBank genome assembly. NCBI's taxonomy places the organism in Eukaryota, Metazoa, Nematoda, Chromadorea, Rhabditida, Strongylidae.
AUGUCUCUGUUGUCCAAGAUGUGGCGGGUGAACAACAAAUCUCUUCCGGUAGACGACAAUUCAAAUCGAUUAAUGCCAUUUUUGUUAUUUGCUCGGAUAUUUCCAAUUUCACCGUCCUGGUUACUGAAUAUAGUCGCACCAUUCCUCAACAUACCAUUGAGGAUAUUCGUCAUAUCAGCUUUCAUA